AUAUUUGAACUGAGCUCAACGAUCAGCAGACGCCCUCCAUUUUACCUCAGAGACCCCACAAGACUCGGAGACAAACGGGACAGACAUGCUACUCACAUUGACGCUCUGCACUCUGCUGACCUGCUCCAAACUGGUUACAUGUACAGUGUUCCUGGACCGGCCCUCAGCGGGUCAAGUCCUCGCCUCGUCCGCUAGGAGGCGGCGAGCCAACGGCUUCUUCCUGGAGGAGAUGUUACCUGGAGAUCUGGAGAGGGAGUGUCACGAGGAGAUGUGCUCGCAGGAGGAGGCCGCCGAGAUCUUCCAGAGCAGCGAGAAGACGCUGGAGUUCUGGUACAAAUACACAAAUCUGAACCCCUGUCGGACCAACCCCUGUCUGAAUGGAGGGAUGUGCACUCUGGACCGAGGAGACUUCCUGUGUCUCUGUUCUCCUCAGUAUCACGGCAAGACCUGUGACUCAGUUGUGUUGGAGUGUCGCUAUAGAAACGGCGGCUGUAUGCAGUACUGCAGAGACCUACUGGGAGAUGGAGUUCAGUGUGGCUGUGCUGAUGGAUUCAGACUGGAGGAAGACGGACGCAGCUGCUCAAAGUCAGUGUCCUUCCCCUGUGGUCGGCAGCACAGAGACUUCUCCUUGUACCAGAGUCGCUCUCUGUGGAGUCAGACAGAGCAGAACGUCACCACGAGGGACGAUAACAUCACCAACACCACUAACAACAGCACCAACGGGCUGGCUGACCCGCACAUCGUUGAGACUGAGGAUGAGCUGGGCACAGUGGACUCAACAUCUGGGCAAAGACGAAGCAAUGAGACGGAGCUGAUUGGGGAAGAGGGGGGAGGAGUGGAGGGGCGUAUUGUGGGCGGAGUCCUGGAGAAACCAGGAAGAAGUCCAUGGCAGGUUCUGGUCUGCAGGUCUGAUGGCUUCGGCUUCUGUGGAGGGACCCUGGUCUCUGAUCGUUGGGUGGUCUCUGCGGCUCACUGCAUGGAGGAGACUCCGGACCACGUGACCUUAGGUGACUACGAUAAGCAACGUCCAGAUCCAGGGGAGCAAGUGAUCAAGGUUCAGAAGGUCUUCGUCCAUCCUCACUUCCACUCCUUCACCUUCGACAGCGACGUGGCUCUGCUGUACUUGGACCGGCCUGCUGUAAGGAGCCCCACCGUGGUACCUGCCUGCCUCCCAGACCCACACCUGUCCACAUACCUGCUGCAGAAGGAUAACCGCGGCGUGGUGACGGGAUGGGGGCUCACUCAUUACAUGGGGAGGUCCUCCCGCUUCCUCAGGAAGGUCACACUGCCAUUGGUCAGCUUCAGAGUAUGUGCUGCCUCCACGGAGCAGGUGAUCACAGACAACAUGUUCUGUGCUGGCUACCUGGACGUGGGCAUGGACGCCUGCAGUGGAGACAGCGGAGGUCCGUUCGUGGUGAACUACAGAGGAACCUGGUUCCUCACCGGGGUCGUCAGCUGGGGAGAAGAAUGUGCCGGAAAGGGGAAGUACGGAGUCUACACCCGACUGGGGAACUUCCUGAACUGGAUCAGAGAUACAAUGGAGAGAGCGGACCUCAACAGCACCAAGGGCUGAGCCACAGAGGGCUGGAGACAUCUGAACAUCUAGCCAUCUGGACCCUUCAGAUCCAACCGCUGCUGCUUCUUCUUCUUCUUUUGAGUGUAAACGCUAGUGGUGUAAACAUGUGCUCCUUCACUGGUUCAAUUCAAUUUUAUUUCAUGUAGCUCAAAAUCCUGAAUUAAAAAUUUGCCUCAGAAGGCAUUCCAGUCUGUACACAUGUGACAUCCUCUGUCCUAAAACUGUACAUCGGGACAGUAAAAACUCACCAAAAAAUGAAAAACCCUUUGAUGGGGAGAAUAAAGGGAAGAACCACCACAUAUAACAUCACCUAAAGGCACGGGCGGCUGGUGGAAUUUUCUUUUGGUAAAGCCAGCUAAUCAGUUAAACAUCAC
Molecule: messenger RNA, 1950 nt
Organism: Pungitius pungitius (ninespine stickleback)
Lineage: Eukaryota; Metazoa; Chordata; Actinopteri; Perciformes; Gasterosteidae
Product: coagulation factor IX
Exons: 10
Coding region: 86-1573 (495 amino acids)
Biological process (GO): proteolysis; blood coagulation
Cellular component (GO): extracellular region
Molecular function (GO): serine-type endopeptidase activity; calcium ion binding
Source: RefSeq, a predicted model, not a curated record